Molecule: messenger RNA, 585 nt
Organism: Acanthosepion pharaonis
Lineage: Eukaryota; Metazoa; Mollusca; Cephalopoda; Sepiida; Sepiidae
Source: the annotation of a GenBank genome assembly
AUGGUGGCAGCAAAAGACCAUUCUGAUGCCGACUGCUUUGGUGUUGCUAUUCUUUCACAUGGAAGGGAGGGAGCAGUAUUUGCAACUGAUGGCUCUGUGCCCCUAAAUAUCCUAGUGCUUCCUUUUAAAGGAGACCGAGCCCCAACUUUAGUUGGGAAGCCUAAACUCUUCUUUAUACAGGCCUGUCGAGGGACCAAAAUGGAUGAUGGUGUUGAUGUUGUUGAUGCUUCUCCUACUACAGAAGAUGAUAGCGUGGAUGCUGUGGCAGCAGCAGACGUCAUCAUGAGGACUGUCCCCACAGAAGCAGACUUUCUCUUCGCCUAUUCAACCACUCCAGGGUAUUAUUCUUGGAGAAACAAUGAAGAUGGUUCCUGGUUUAUCCAAGCUCUUUGCAUCAUUUUGGAGAACCAUGGUGAAGAGAUGGAACUCAUGCACAUGCUGACACUUGUUAACCAUAUUGUCGCCUAUGAUUUCGAAUCCUGCACAAAUGAGGAAUUCACUUCCAAAAAAAAGCAGAUGCCAUGUAUUGUGUCCAUGCUCACCAAGUAUGUUUACUUCCGACCCAAGAAGCAGGAAAUCAUUUGA